UGACCCUGAACGCAGCAUUUGUGGCGACGUAAUUUCCUGGAUCACAUUUCCGGUUAAAGAUGGCGGCGACCUUGUGUUCAAAGUUUCUACAGAGACAAGGAUGGCUUCCGCUCACCCAGAGUGUCCGACACGGCUCCAAGGCCGUGACUCGACACCGGAAAACCUUUCACAUCCUCCGGGCGAAGCUCAUGGCCGUGACCAAGUACGUUCCUCCGGAGAGGGUCAUUCCUCCGGGCGCCUACCCGUCCACCACCAAGCGCAUCCAGGAGGAUAGCGCUCUGACGUUGCUCUUGAAGAAGGAUCUGAAGAAGGUAUUCCAGGACUGUAAGAUGGUGGCCGUGGUGCAGAACAGCGCCAGCAGCGCCGAAGACAUGAUGCUUCUCAAGAACAAACUUUUCAAACAUGGCAUCAUCGUCAAGUUCUUCCCAAACCAGGUGAUGCGGUCGUUCCUGAUGGACACGGCCCACAGCAACAUGGCUCCUUUGUUCAUUGGCCCGACGGUGCUGUUUGUUAGUAAAGAGCCGAAGGUGAAGGAGAUGCUGAAGGCUCUGAGGUCCAGUCCCCAGAUGGCCCUACUGGGAGCCUGCAUAGACGACACACUGCUGAGUGUGGACGGGAUAGUGAGCUACUCCAAGCUGCCGUCGGUGGCUGUGGUCCAGGGUCAGCUGGUGAGCGGCCUGACGAUGCUGACCUCCCUCACGGCCUCCCUGCUGCAGCGGCACCCGGCCCACCUGUCGGCUCUGCUGCAGCAGCACGUCCGGCAGCUGAGCCCGGACAGCGGAGCGGCCGAGGAGGAGGCCGCCUCGUGAAGAGGAAUCUAUUCAGACUGUUUUCCUUUAGAGAUGCUUGGAACCACGAGGGAGCGAAGAGCUGGAAGCACACGUCACAUUUAUUUGACUUCAACAAAAAAACUUCCAGGCAGAUUUUCACUGAAUCAAACAAAAUGUCAGAGUGUGUUUAUCGGCCCCUGGGAGCACUGGUGAUUCACACUGGUCGAUGAAGGAUUCUGAAGACUGGACUGGUUUCUGUGCAUCUCAACCUCUUCAUGAAAGUCUUGGAUGGACAAUGCUGCAAAAAUAUCCCAGUAGCCCAAGCUCUUAGUUUAUUUAAAAUAUUGUCACACAUGAAUAAACAAUGUCGACUCAAUUUAUUGCUCUGACUCAAACUGUUUGGAUUUGAGACUCGUCACAUUCUCACUUCUACAGGUUUGUCUGCAAAGAAUAUUGUCAUCAGCUUAUUGUCAGGAUGUAGGAGAAUUUCUUUACCUUUUUGAUUUGCUCAUAGAAUAUAACAGAACAGUGCCAGGUAGCAUUAGCAUCAAGUGGCUUCAUGAGAACCACUCCAGGCGAAAUACACACCAGUGGUCACGGAUCCUGAUGGUUAAUCUGCAGAUUACAUGUUAAUCUGGGUCAGUUAGUCUAUUAUGUCCUGCUUCUCUGAGCGCGGCUGAUUGUACUCUGGAGUUUAACCACUUCACACGUGUCUGCAAAACGAGUGAAUUAUAAAAAACUGUUCAAAUCACAUUACGGUUCAGAAACCAAAGUAAAAAAUGCACAUAGUCUGUAUUUACCCAUUAAAAUAAAAGUCUGAAGAUGCUUUGAUGUUGAUGUUUAUCAGAUAAAGACGCAGAGACGGAAGAGCCAUGGAAACAAAUACCUUGAAGAGGGAUAGAAGAGUUUGUUUCAGAAAUGUAAGAUGGUCGCUGUGGUUCAGAGAAACACUGAUGACAGAACAUUCUUUAUAAACAUGUCAUAACUGUCGAGUUCUUCUCCAAACAGGAAAUUAUUAAAUGUGUGUAUGACUUUA
This is a messenger RNA of Pleuronectes platessa (European plaice), 1806 nucleotides long. It is a transcript of the gene mrpl10, whose product is annotated as mitochondrial ribosomal protein L10. The transcript has 5 exons. The coding region runs from base 60 to 809 and encodes 249 amino acids. Gene Ontology annotation, molecular function: structural constituent of ribosome. Gene Ontology annotation, cellular component: mitochondrial large ribosomal subunit. Gene Ontology annotation, biological process: translation. Lineage: Eukaryota; Metazoa; Chordata; Actinopteri; Pleuronectiformes; Pleuronectidae. The record is from RefSeq and is a predicted model, not a curated record.